This is a messenger RNA of Gallus gallus (chicken), 5389 nucleotides long. RefSeq names its product 3-hydroxy-3-methylglutaryl-CoA synthase 1 (gene HMGCS1). NCBI's taxonomy places the organism in Eukaryota, Metazoa, Chordata, Aves, Galliformes, Phasianidae. Gene Ontology annotation, molecular function: hydroxymethylglutaryl-CoA synthase activity. The transcript has 10 exons. The record is from RefSeq and is a predicted model, not a curated record. The coding region runs from base 1374 to 3398 and encodes 674 amino acids. Gene Ontology annotation, biological process: acetyl-CoA metabolic process. Gene Ontology annotation, cellular component: cytosol.
GUCCGCUUCUGCUCUUGUGUGUUUGUGUGAGCGCGCCCAGCGAUAGCGGAGCCGGAGCCAUCGCCUCGUGCAGGUGAGAGCCGCGGGGCUGGGCCGGGGUCAGCGUAGCCGGGGCAGGCGCUGUACGCCGGCUGCGGCGCGGCUGGGUCAGAGCCCGGGGCGUGAGGGAGGAGAGGAGGGGGCUGCCAGGUGCGGGGCUGAUGGGGAGCAGGAUUACGUUUGGGUUUUCUAACUUUCAGCCGAGCGUUUCCUACCUUUUAAAAAGCUGGCAGGAAAUGCUAACGCAAAAUUACAGAGAAAAUGCUACUAAUAAAGACAACGAACACCGCUAACUGCGGUGGGAAAAUGUAUCUCUGUAGCCGGGUACGCCCGCAGAAAGUUGUAUCUCUUCGUGCUGCUCGCUCCCUGCGCAACCGUAAUGGAUGCGAACAAACCCCAACCAGCCUCGUUACUCUUUUAUACUCAAAUAUCUUAGAUUUUUUUUUUUUUUAACGGCACUUUGAGGUGCUUUUCAACUUCCAGUAAACGCCGGUGGCUCAGAUUUUGUGUAAGGUUUGUCUCGGAUCGAGUGCACCCUUUUUCCCAUAGCGCCGAGGUUGCUGGAGAUGCCCGUGUCCCACUUUGCUGCUCGGUCAGCGAGCACACAAAGCAAGGCUUUUAUGCUGCGGUAAAGGCUGGGAGCCCCGGCCGUUGCUUUGUCGGGUGUGUCUGGUGAGCUGCUGUUAGGACACAACAGCGUUAGCCCCUGUUUAGUUCUUCUGCAGAAAGCCUUUGGAUGAGAGAACUGCAGAAAUAUAUGGGAUUAAAUGCUGCUUCUCGUCUCCAUUGUCUGCAAGGGGCAAGUGUAGGGAUGGUGUCAUCUUCAGCCCCCACCGGUGAUGUAAACUCUUCUGGUAUGUUGAACUCUUCUGAGGAAGAUGUGCCUGGUUCAUGGGGUUGUAUGGCUGUGACGUAUCCCGCCCAUUGCUUGCUGCUAUCGCUGUCUCUAUCAACAUCAUUUCAAUUAAGAUCUCCCUGGGAACUGAGGGCAGGAUGGGGCUGACGCAGAGCUGCUGGGUGUUGGGAUCCAUCUCCGUGCCAUGAGGUGGCUGUACCCUGUUACGGGUUGCCUGGGCAGGUGGUGAUGCCCGGUACCCAUCGUGCUCAAGAAGCAUUUGGGCAGUGCCCUCAGUGGCGUGUUGUGACCUGGGGUGAGCCCUGAGGUGGUCAGGCAGCUGGGAGCAACGGUCUGAGAAGGUCCCAUCCAGCUGAAAGGAAGCACGCGGGCUCCUACCGGCUCUGGGGACGCGGCUCAGCCCGGCCUAGCCGAGGCAGCACAGACCUCGUGUCUGCGGUGUCAGUUUGUUCUCAGCUCCUCACCGCUGCCUGCACCGAUGUGGGUGCUGGGAGCAGGCUCUGCAGGCAGCAGUCCCUGCCAACCGCAGCCAUUCAGCUCUCUGGCCGCGUUCGAGCCCGAUGAAUCCAACCUUCCAGCGGCUCUGCGCGGCGAGCGGUCCUGGGCUGCCGCUGAGCAUCCCCGGGCCGCGCUCACGGGGUGGGGUUGCACCGCCCCUGCAGCUCCGGCCGCAAAACGCGGCGCGUAUCCGCCCUGCUCCUCCCGAGCAGCGCGCGGUCUGAGAACUCCCGAGACGGCGGCUGAAAGCCGAGGGCAGCCCCGCCCUCAUGCCGGCUCCCAGGUGCCGCCGCCGUGCCCGCGCGGCGCGCUCCCGGCGCAUCAGAGGGGGGGGCGCAGGCGGAGCUCUGCGCGUGCGUACAUCUCCAGCUGGCCGGAGCCGCGCAUGCGCCCGCACUGGCAGCCGGCCAUGGGCUUCCGCAGCGUAUCUGCCACGAUGCCCGGGUCUCUUCCAGUGAACACUGAAUCCUGCUGGCCCAAAGAUGUGGGUAUUGUUGCACUGGAAAUCUAUUUUCCCUCUCAGUAUGUCGACCAGACUGAGCUGGAGAAGUAUGACGGUGUGGAUGCAGGCAAAUACACCAUUGGGUUAGGCCAGUCAAAGAUGGGCUUCUGCUCUGACCGAGAGGAUAUCAAUUCCCUCUGUUUGACUGUGGUUCAGAAGCUUAUGGAGAGGAACAGCCUUUCCUAUGACUGCAUUGGGAGACUGGAAGUUGGAACGGAGACAAUAAUUGAUAAAUCAAAAUCGGUGAAGACUGUCCUGAUGCAGCUAUUUGAAGAAUCUGGUAAUACAGAUGUAGAAGGAAUUGACACAACCAAUGCGUGCUAUGGAGGCACUGCUGCUCUUUUUAAUGCUAUUAACUGGAUUGAGUCCAGUUCUUGGGAUGGACGCUAUGCACUUGUUGUUGCUGGAGACAUUGCUGUGUAUGCCACUGGAAAUGCCAGGCCAACAGGUGGAGCUGGUGCUGUUGCUAUGCUAGUUGGUCCAAAUGCUCCUUUAAUUUUUGAGAGAGGAUUGCGUGGAACCCACAUGCAGCAUGCUUAUGACUUCUAUAAACCAGAUAUGGUUUCUGAAUAUCCUGUAGUUGAUGGCAAACUGUCUAUACAGUGCUACCUCAGUGCAUUAGACCGCUGCUAUAGUGUUUAUCGCAAUAAAAUCCAUGCCCAGUGGCAAAAAGAGGGGACAGACAGACGUUUCACCUUGAAUGAUUUUGGAUUCAUGAUCUUUCAUUCUCCCUACUGUAAACUGGUACAGAAGUCGGUGGCAAGACUGUUGCUGAAUGACUUUCUCAGUGACCAGAAUGCAGAAACAGCAAAUGGUGUUUUCAGUGGUCUGGAAGCUUUCAGGGAUGUAAAGCUUGAAGAUACAUAUUUUGAUAGGGAUGUGGAAAAAGCUUUUAUGAAAGCUAGUGCAGAGCUCUUCAAUCAGAAAACCAAAGCUUCCUUACUUGUGUCCAAUCAGAAUGGAAACAUGUACACGCCUUCAGUCUACGGUUGCCUUGCUUCUCUUCUAGCCCAGUACUCUCCAGAGCACCUUGCAGGACAAAGAAUCAGUGUGUUCUCAUAUGGCUCUGGUUUUGCUGCUACGCUGUAUUCCAUCAGAGUUACACAGGAUGCCACUCCUGGUUCUGCGCUGGACAAAAUAACUGCUAGCCUUUCUGAUCUUAAAGCAAGACUUGACUCACGAAAAUGCAUUGCACCUGAUGUCUUUGCUGAAAACAUGAAGAUUAGACAGGAGACACAUCACUUGGCCAACUAUAUUCCACAGUGUUCAGUAGAAGAUCUCUUUGAGGGAACAUGGUAUCUUGUGCGUGUGGAUGAAAAACACAGGAGAACAUAUGCACGACGCCCAGUUAUGGGUGAUGGACCCCUGGAGGCAGGAGUUGAAGUUGUCCACCCAGGCAUUGUUCAUGAGCACAUCCCAAGCCCUGCUAAGAAAGUGCCAAGAAUCCCUGCAACAACAGAAUCUGAAGGCGUUACUGUUGCCAUUUCCAAUGGGGAGCAUUAAGAUACCUCUGUGAGGUGGGAAAUGGAAAGAGGUGUGAGGGUAGGAUGAAAGAGUGAAAAGAUUACAGUAGUAAUGGAGUUUCAUUAUACAGUAGUACUUAAUUGGAGCAUGAAAAAACUGUUUAAACUCCUUGAAACGAUUUGUUGUAAUACUGUGUGCUAUUUAUAGUAUUUUCAGAACACUAAAAUCAUUAAUAUACUGGGGAUAGAGCGACUUGCUAGGGGCUUUGUGGAUUCCUUAACGUGUCUGAAUUUUUUAAUUGCUGGGUUGUAGUUGUAGUCCAUUACAAGGUCUUUGUACAUAGAAAAGAAUGGAUCUUCUGCUUGCUUUUCCCACAUCAAAUGACUUGAAACCUACACUGUUAACUUCUACUUGUACAUGCAAAAAUCUGAGCUUUUAAUGUUAGGGUUUUCAGUGCCUUGACAGUAACUAGUCUUCUGAAUACUGCACUUCUCUUUCCCUUUAUAACCUUCCCUGUCUUCUCCCAGUCUACCUCUCCUCACACCAUUGUUUUGGAAAAGGUAUAGAACCAAAUAACAUUACUGGAAUGAAAUUAGUCUUCCCCCAUCAGAAUGACUGGUUCAAGAACUACAAGGCUGAUAGUUUCACCAUCAAGAAACUCUGUAACUGGCUAUGUUAGUUACUUCAUAAUUCCACCUAUUAUCCUUUUUGUGUGUUUAAUGCCUGCAUUAUAAAUCACAGAAGCCUGCAGGGAAAGAGGAAUUACAAGGGAGACAUACAGUUGUUCUUCAUAAGAAAGGGUAAACUUCUUGAACUAAUUUGGCACUUCUUCAGGAUUAUCAAACUGUAACAGAAACAUUUAAGGAAGCAGACUUUUAAAAUAAAACUCCUAUAUAUUAUUAGAGCUGCUUUAAUUGGUAAACUGAAAAAAAGGUCAUUUUGGAUGGCCUGAACCUGGAACUCUGGCCUCUUGCUAUUCUUUAUAUAAUACAUUUCUAAGAGACGAUUUCUAACUUUGAAUUUGGCAUUGUGCUUGGAGAUUCUUAUCUCUAUUGGGGAUGUUGUAGAAGUGGAGUAUUUUCUUUCUUUUUUUUUUUCUGAACAUGCACGCUAAAAGCUAUCCAUCUUGCAAGUAGUAGAUACAUAUUACUUAUGGGGAUUAUAUUCUGGUAGCUUUUUAAAGCCCAGAUUUGAAAUAAACUAUGACAUGAGCCUUGUAAGCGUGUAAUAUAUAUUUAAUUGAGCUAAUGUACAGAAUGAAGUUUUGUUGAACUUUAUUUCUUUGCUAAUUCUACAGAGCUACAUAUCUCAUAAAGUAGCAAAAAAAAAAAAUCUGUUUAAAUCACAAUCUUUUUUUGUGUAACAAAGUGUUUGUAAUAUCUGUCACUUACUAGGAUUUGGUAACUUGCUGUAUUUGUACAGUCAAGCCUUGAUAAAAUUGAUGUUUAUAAUUUGAUGGAUAAUAAUCUGUUUGUUCUGCUAAAAGUAAUGGAGCAAUGAUGCAUGAAAAUAGUGUUUGCAAGUAUUUUGGUUUAGGUUGCCCUCAUGAAACUUGUCCCGACACCAGAAAAUAAAAAUGCCAUGGAACAAAAGUCCAUUGCUGGCAGUGGACAAGCCAAGGAUUGAGCUGCUACUGGCACAAAAAGUUAAUCACAGGGACCUCACUGUGAGGCAGAUCCUUUAUUAAAAUAAAGUUUGAGUUAUUUGAAACAUGCUGGAGUAGCGCUGACUUGUUGGGUUUUCAGGAUGCAAUUUUUCUUUAACAGGCAAGAAAGAAGAAACUGGCCUUAUGAAAACUUGAAGUUCUGGGGUCACAGUCUUUGUGGACCUCCCGGAUCGUUCUCUUUAAUAUUUCAUUACAAAAAAAUGGAAAGAAAGACUUGCUGGGGCUUGUGGAAAAUCAUUAUUUCAAGGCUUUGUUUCAAGAUAACUUAAAUGUUUUCAGGUGGCAUCUGUUCAUAGUGGAGAAAUUCAUUCACAGCCUGUCUCAAAUUAACAGCCUAUGAAAUAAAAUUAAUCUCAUUACUGUA